This is a messenger RNA of Cercopithifilaria johnstoni, 546 nucleotides long. The record is from the annotation of a GenBank genome assembly. NCBI's taxonomy places the organism in Eukaryota, Metazoa, Nematoda, Chromadorea, Rhabditida, Onchocercidae.
AUGAGUAAAAAUGAAUUUGGCCGAAAUGUUAUUGUUGACAAAAUUCCACCAGGUGAAUAUCAAAUAAAUGAACGAUUACCGCCUCUUCGCAAAGCAGUAAAACGAGAAGCUAUACAGGCUCUUGAGAACGAUCCUUAUAUUUUAUCUUGUCCACAAAAAGAAUUUGGCAUUUUUUGGGCAUUAAAUGAAUCUUACAUUUCAUCUACUUUAUUGUUGGCACAGUAUCCUGAUAAGAGGAUUUAUAUCGAUGGUGAUAAUCAGCUCAUCAUUAAUUUUCUUAAAUUAGAUGAUGACGAAAGUUUCUUUAGCUGUCACCGAGCAUAUGACGGCGAUGUACUAAGAACAUUUAGUCUCAUUGUCAAUAAAGGCAAACAACGCCAGGAAAUUGUUGAAUAUAUUAAUUUUGGUAUCAGAUAUGGUGCAUUUUUACUCAUACUAUUAAUGGUACUAUCGAUUACUUUGAAUGUAAGUGUUCAAUCAGAAAAAUAUCGACGUGAAGUUGCAAUCAAGCACACAUCAAUAAACAGAUACGAACAGAAGAUAUAA